Amphiprion ocellaris (clown anemonefish) is the source of this 4521-nucleotide messenger RNA. It is a transcript of the gene spata13, whose product is annotated as spermatogenesis associated 13. Bases 479 to 4381 code for a protein of 1300 amino acids. The transcript has 14 exons. Gene Ontology annotation, cellular component: cytoplasm. Gene Ontology annotation, biological process: lamellipodium assembly; filopodium assembly. Gene Ontology annotation, molecular function: protein binding; guanyl-nucleotide exchange factor activity. The record is from RefSeq and is a predicted model, not a curated record. NCBI's taxonomy places the organism in Eukaryota, Metazoa, Chordata, Actinopteri, Pomacentridae.
AAGUGCAUUAAUGAUGCUCGCGAGCCCAAUCCUCCAAGAAAGACUUGUUUUAACUGGAAUAAACGGCGAAAUUAUGAGCGUCUCUUGAGUCACGUCGGAAGAUAUUGCAUUAUUCGGCAUUUGUGUGUGCGCCGACUUGACUAGCAACGGGUUUUGGCCGUUCGAGAAAGUGAAAUGAGAAACCGCAGAGCUUGCGUAAUUUAGAAGUUUAUCAGUGAGCCCCGUAAGCUAGCUCCAGUUGCUAGCCGAGUGUCUCUAAGAAAGUCAGCCAGCCAUUUGUCUCAAUGUGUUGCGGGGUAACUAGUUAGCAGAGGAGGCGCACUUGUCGGGCUGUUUUUGUGCCCGACAUGUUUUUGCGAGAGGAGUACGAGGCAGCAAGCCACUGGGAGUCAGACAAACCUCUUCGCGAUGGAUAAAUAGCAAACCAGCUGCUCUGUUGGUGAGAGAAAAAAAGGUCAGGAGGACAACAUCAGCGACCAUGAGCAGGGCAAAACAAACGGACAGGGUCUUAUCUACAAGUGAAGACCCUCUCCCGUGCCUCCACAACUCAAAAGCUGACCCAGUUCUCCGCAGCAGACCCCUCAGUGAUAUAUAUCCAAGCCAGACCCUCGCUGACAGAAAUUCAGUCCCUUAUCUGCUGUCUGGAUGUGGUUCCCAGGUUCAGCCGAUGAGUACUGGGCCUCACUCCGAAGAGAGCAGAUUGAACGGCAUUAACUCCUCCGCCUGGUCCAACCCUGUUAUUGGUCCUCCUGAAGGAAAACCCUACUCCUCAAGAAUUAUGAGGCUUUUUUCUAACUCAAAGAAGGGCCCCAUCCCUGCUCACAGCCCAACCACUGACAGUCCAGCCUUGGCCCACAGCAACGACGGCAACGGUGGCCCCCAGUCAUGGGCAGGACUUCCAGGGUUGGGAGUUGUGGACUCCUUCAAAAAGCUACGGUCAUCUGUGCUUCAGGGCAUUCAGAGUAGAGGGGCAGCAAGUCACGAUGGAGAACAUGAACCUUUAUCUUAUCAGGAAAUGGCUAAUGGCACAGUUGUGAACAAUGCUGAACCACAUCUAGCUGAUACAGCAAAUCAUUUAAAUAUUGCAGAGGGAUAUAGUGUGUCUAAUGGAAAUUUUACAGAGCAAAAGUUAGCUGCGAUGAGCCAAUAUGGUUCAGAUACUGAGGACUAUGAUGAUGACGAAAAUGAAGGAGAUGGUCUCACUCGCAGCUCACGAUUCUCCAGGAGUAUCAGGAGAGCGUAUGGAGCAGGACGCAUCUCUUUACUUGACAUUGGGAACGGGAGGCAAGUAGGAAGAAACUCAAAUGAAACUGCAGGUACCACACAGAAACCAGAUCGGACAUCUGACGUAAAUGUCCAAACGGAGAAUGUGAAUGGAAACACAAAUGUGAAAGUGCUGAGCAGACUGAGCAAAAGUGCAGACAACCUUCAUAUAUUUAAGGCACCUUUUAGACGCAAAGCCCCGUCUCCAGGCCCUCCUUCAACACAGGAAGACCCCCAGAGGACUAGCACAUCAAAUGGGGAAUCAAACAUCCAAAGGGCUGCCAGUGCCUCCUCAGUGGACCUCCGAGGACAUGCUAUUAGCCGUGGGAAGAGCCCCGUGAAGACCAAAGGACCGAUGCUGAAGCUAGUUGGCAGUAUGACUGACCUAAGUGUCCGACGCAGGCGAAGUCCCUCCCCCAGCCCUACCUCUCCAUCUCCUAUGUCACCCUUGAGCCGUCUCCAUGACGACUACUCCCGCCGUGUGCCUUGCCUACAAACCAAUGAGCGGCAGCGCCGUCCAAUGCCUGUCAUAGCACAGGUCAUGUCUGUCGAACACACUCUUCUGAUUCAUCACCAGCCUGAACACGAUGUCAUCCCACAGCCGAGUCAGGUUAUUACCAGCCCUCCUACCUCAGAGCCCCCAGAGACAACAGAGCAGAUUUCACCUGGUGUCUCUGCUCAUUAUGAGUCGCACGCUGGAGCCACGACAAGUGGUUUUAAACAGAUGGUUGAAUGGGAAUCAUCCACACUCAGCCAAACAGAACCUUCACAACAGCAAGAACAGACUGAAGGAAACUCAUUACCAAACGAGUGUAUAUGCCGGGGACCGGACCCAGAUCGAGAAAAGCAAGAGGUGACAUCAGACCAGCAAGUACGAGAAGCACUUCUCCAAGCAGAGGAAGACUCUCCGACAACCAGCAGCACACCUCCCACCUCCCCAGCAUCCCACCCAGAGUCCCCUAUAUCACCCACAGAUGCGGCUUCCACAGAAACAUCCUCCGUCAAGCCGAGACGAAGAAGUGGGCGUCCAAGACCCCGUCCCAUUUCUGACUACGGGCAGCUGCUUUCCAGGAAGCAUUCAAUCCCAGAGGAAGUUGCAGAGCUGCAUUCUGAGGACAGGACAGCAAAUUCACUGCUGCUUAAAGGCUGCAGUGGUAACGAUGGGAAUGAGGAAAGCCCUGAAAACUGCAGCAUGAAUGGUGACGUUCAGAGCAGGAGGCAGCGGCCCAUGUCAGUGGCAGGAGCUGUGGAUCUGUUCCCUCCCAAUGCUGAGCUGAAGGAAGACCGCCUUCCUUCUCCUUUGUCGCGACCACCAAUUCCCUCCCACCAAGUUCCCCCCUACAGAGGAGUGUCUGCCAGGUUUCGUCCCUCCACCCUCUCCCAGAGCACCCCCAUCGGACUAGACCGUGUGGGGCGGCGCAAACUCCACAGAGUGCUCAGCGAUGGUGUGUCUGAGUGUUCGGCCAUACUUGAUGACAGCGUGAGUGAGGAGGAGGAGGGCAGCUUUGAUGAACUCACAGAUGUCACGCCCUACCUCCAGCCAGGGGUGGAGCUCUCAGUUCUCAAUGAGUGGAUCAGCUCAGGCCACACGGUGUAUGCUGAGGCUCUGUGGGACCAUGUGACCAUGGAGGAGCAAGAGCUGGCCUUCAAGGCUGGAGAUGUUAUCCGUGUUCUGGACGCCUCAAAUAAGGACUGGUGGUGGGGCAUUGUAGCUGACAGGGAGGCCUGGUUUCCCUCCAGCUUUGUGAGGGUGCGUGUGAACCAGGAGGACUCGAGCGCUGAAAGUGUGGAGAGUGUAGCAGAUCAAGGAGAUCCAGAUCCCAGGGAGACACACAGCACUCAGCACAAGGAGCAGAUGAGAACCAAUGUGGUUCAGGAAAUCAUGAAUACUGAACGUAUUUACAUCAAACACCUAAAAGACAUCUGUGAGGGUUACAUCCGUCAGUGCCGCAAACACCCCGACAUGUUCACCGAGCUGCAGCUGAAAACUAUCUUCAGCAACAUAGAAGAAAUCUACAGGUUUCAGAGGCAGUUCCUGCGAGAUCUGGAGAAGAAGUACAACAAAGAUCAACCACAUCUCAGUGAAAUAGGCUCCUGCUUUCUCUUGCAGGGGGAGGGCUUCUCUAUCUACUCAGAGUACUGUAACACUCAUCCAGCAGCCUGUGCUGAGCUGCACCGCCUAAUGAAGUUGGGGAAAUACAAGCAUUUCUUUGAGGCCUGCCGCCUCCUCCAGCAGAUGAUUGACAUUUCCAUAGCUGGUUUCUUACUCACACCUGUCCAGAAGAUCUGUAAAUACCCCCUGCAGCUGGGGGAACUUCUCAAGUACACACCCAAAGACCACAGUGACCACAGUGGAGUGAGCAAAGCAUACGAGGCUAUGAAGAAUGUGGCCAGUCUGAUAAAUGAGAGGAAGAGACGGCUAGAGAGUAUCGACACCAUUGCUCAUUGGCAGGUCGCCAUUUUGCACUGGGAGGGACCUGAUGUGUUGGAGCGCAGCUCAGAGCUGAUCCACUCUGGUGAGAUGACUCGAACUGUUCGACAAGGCAAAAUGCAGCAGCGCAGGUUCUUCCUGUUUGACCACCAGCUGGUCUACUGUAAAAAAGACGUCCUGCGGAGAGACUUGCUCCACUACCGUGGACGACUGGAUAUGGACCAGACCGAGGUGCUGGACGUGCUUGACGGGCGGGACCCAGACCUGGGCCUGACCCUGAAGAACGCUCUGCGUCUGCGCAACGCCUCCACUCUGGAAUUUGUGUGCAUGCUGUGCUGCAGGAAGGCCGAGGACAAGCAGAGGUGGUUACAAGCCUUUGCCAAGGAGAGGCACAGAGUGAAGGAGGACCAAGAGAUGGGAAUGGAUAUCAGUGAAGAGCAAAGAAAACAGGCCAUCAUUAACGCCAGAAGAGCUAAACAGGGGAAAAUCAAAAAACUUGGUUACUCUGGUUCUGUCCCACCACACCACCAAAACCUGCACCAAAACCUUCACCCACUUCACCAGCGCCACAUCACCAUUCCCACCAGCGUGCCUCAGCAGCAGGUCUUUACACUGGCCGAACCCCCAAAACGAAAGCCUUAUCAUUUGUUGUACAGCAUCACCCGCAACGCCUUUUUCAGGAAAUGAGGCUUUGCUUCCUCAUCCUUUUUUCUCUCUCUGCAUGUUCAGAGCAUACCCAAACCGUCCUGAAAUCUCAAAGAACACUUUAUUUUUUCUUGUGUUGUCCUGCCUGUGAAUGUACUGUCAAGUUUUAUGUUUUUGUGCCU